CGGACUUUCCGGUUUUACUACAAGAUAGGAAUUGAAGAUAUACGCUUUUGCCCUAUCAGAUAGCUCGCCCUAUUCCUGUUGACCUCUAUGAGGAACAAGUUACUCAAGAUGACCUUACCAUCCGCGUCUCAACCUAAUGGCCUAAGGAAGCUCUUCCUCAGCUUCUCGACUUAGUCUGAGAGUUUAAGGAGCUACUUGCCCAAGGUCCCGAAGACAUGCCUGGACUUAAUCGCCAGGUAGCUGAACAUGCCCUGGGGGUUCUUCCAGGGUGUCGCCCUCUACAACAAAAGAUAAGGAACUUCGCGUGGGAACGACGUCAAGUUGUUGUAGAAGAAAUACUCAAGCUCACUCAAGCAGGAUGCAUCCAAGAAAUCCUCUACCCCACCUGGUUGGCCAACGUUGUUACGGUAAAAAAGGCCAAUGGGCAGUGGAGGAUGUGCGUAGACUUUACCGACCUCAACAAGGCAUGCCCAAAAGACCCAUAUCCUCUUCCAAAAAUUGACCGAUUGAUUGAUGCUACCUCUGGACACUGCUUUCUUUCUUUCCUCGACAUGUUCUCUGGUUAUCACCAGAUUCCCAUGAAGAAGGAAGAUCAAGAAAGAACGGCAUUCAUGACCCCGAUUGGUAAUUACCACUACAAAGUUAUGCCUUUUGGCUUAAAGAAUGUUGGAGCCACCUAUCACCGAAUGGUUGAUCGUGUCUUCUCAUGUCAAAUUGGACGGAACCUGGAAGCCUACGUUGAUGAUAUCUUGGUAAAAAGUAACAGUAUCAACGAGCAUCUAGAACACCUUAGAGAAACAUUCAACACACUUCGUGCAUAUGCCCUUCGCCUCAACCCUAAGAAGUGCGUUUUUGGGGCGACUGCUGGAAAGUUCUUAGGGUUUAUGGUAACCCGGCCUGGGAUCGAGGCCAACCCUCGACAAAUUGAUGCCAUACUCCAAAUGUUCUCCCCAGCCAGAGGCAAAUAAGUACAAGUUCUCACCGGUCGCAUCGCCGCACUCAAUCGGUUUAUCUCCCGUGCUGGCGAUCGUUGUGCCCCAUUCUUUGCCACUUUGAAGGGUGCUGGGAAACACUUUGAGUGGACACCUGAGUGCGAAAAAGCUUUUACUAAGCUCAAAGAAUUUCUGGUGACACCUCCGGUACUUUCUGCCCGGUGAAUAAUGAAACCCUUUUCAU
Linum trigynum is the source of this 1176-nucleotide messenger RNA. Lineage: Eukaryota; Viridiplantae; Streptophyta; Magnoliopsida; Malpighiales; Linaceae. The record is from the annotation of a GenBank genome assembly.